Messenger RNA from Mugil cephalus (flathead mullet), 3091 nucleotides. It is a transcript of the gene klhdc10, whose product is annotated as kelch domain containing 10. Gene Ontology annotation, molecular function: protein binding. The coding region runs from base 148 to 1314 and encodes 388 amino acids. Lineage: Eukaryota; Metazoa; Chordata; Actinopteri; Mugiliformes; Mugilidae. Gene Ontology annotation, biological process: positive regulation of stress-activated MAPK cascade. The record is from RefSeq and is a predicted model, not a curated record. The transcript has 9 exons.
CAUGGAUUGGUCAACUGUCACAGGCCGGGGGGUGAAAUCUGUGAAUGGCUCCACAACUGACUGAAAUGUGAAAUGGUUUCUCGGCACUUUAGCAAAUGUUUUUACUCGGUGUGACAUUUUUCAGGAGCGGACCGUAAAGGCGAAACGAUGGCGGACGCUGAAGCUGCUCGCGGUCCAGACCAGCUGAAUAAAUUCAGGAAACUGACAGGCAGGCCGCCGCACGGGGUGACGAUAGCAGGUCCACGUACUCCCCCUGCUCGCAGUGGGCAUCGCUGUGUCGCUGACAAUACUAACUUGUAUGUGUUUGGCGGAUACAACCCUGAUUAUGAAGAGUCAGGAGGCUCAGAUAAUGAGGACUAUCCACUGUUCAGGGAGCUUUGGAGGUACCACUUCGCCACAGGCUGCUGGCAGCAGAUCCGAACGGAGGGCUACAUGCCCACGGAACUGGCAUCUAUGUCAGCCGUUUUGCACGGCAACAACCUCCUGGUGUUCGGUGGUACUGGGAUCCCGUUUGGCGAAAAUAACGGCAACGAUGUUCACGUUUGUAACGUGAAGUACAAGCGUUGGUCGCUGCUCAACUGUCGAGGGAAGAAGCCCAACAGGAUCUAUGGACAGGCGAUGGUCAUUAUAAAUGGCUUCCUUUACGUGUUUGGAGGGACAACAGGUUAUAUCUACAGCACAGACCUACACAGGCUGGACCUGACCACCAGGGAAUGGAUUCACCUCAAGCCCAACAACCCUCCCAACGACCUGCCUGAGGAACGGUACAGACAUGAAAUAGCACAUGAUGGACAGAGGAUUUAUAUUCUGGGAGGAGGAACUUCCUGGACAUCUUAUCCUUUGGAUAAGAUACACGCUUACAAUCUGGAGACCAAUUCCUGGGAGGAGAUUACAACUAAACCUCAUGAAAAAAUAGGAUAUCCUGCUCCCAGGAGGUGCCAUAGCUGUGUGCAAAUACGCAAUGAUGUAUUUAUCUGUGGAGGCUACAAUGGGGAACUGAUAUUAGCGGAUCUGUGGAAGAUCAACCUGCACACUUUCCAGUGGAGUAAACUACCAGCAGUGAUGCCUGAGCCAGCCUACUUUCACUGUGCUGCUGUUACCCCGGCUGGCUGCAUGUACAUCCACGGCGGCGUGGUGAACAUCCACGAGAACAAGAGAACUGGCUCUCUGUUCAAGAUCUGGUUGGCCGUGCCCAGCCUGCUGGAGCUAUGCUGGGAGAAGCUCCUCAAGGCCUUCCCCCAUCUGACUUCACUCCCCACAAUGCAGCUUCUCAACCUGGGCCUCACGCAGGAACUCAUUGAGCGCUUGAAAUAGCCACAGAGGAGCCUGGACAGACGAAUGGAAUGGAAGGGCUGGGCUGGACAGCGAGGAGAUGAGGUCUGACAGAGCACAGUAUUAAAUGCACUCUCCCUCCCCCUGCCUAACGUAGCCCCGCCUUAAAACCAAAAACUAUGGGAUGCCUUUUUUUCUUUUCUUUUUCUUUUUUUUUUUUUGGUUUUGUUCUUUUUUUGUAGUUAGUUAACAGUGAUGAUGAAGAAAUUAUAUGUGGAAUGUUUUAUGGAUUUUACUCAACCCCAACCCCCCCCCCCCGUGCCACCAUCGUUCCUUACAUGAUGCCUUUGUGUCAAGCCAGGUGUGGAUGCUUGGCUUUCAUCCUCCAAACUGAAACAGUUCAUCUUGCCAUGUCACGAAGUCAAACACUGUCUACACUCGUUUCUUUCGAAAGUCUGCGUUCUCUGGUAAUUGUAAGGAUUCUGUGUGAAGGAAGAGUGCAUGUAUAUUUAUUGGAAGGACUAAAUCACUUUUGCUUCUGGAGAAGUUCUCACGAACUGACAUUGCUGUUUGCACAUUUGGUCUUGCAUACUUGUAGCCAUGUACCCUUUUAACAGAUUCUACAAGCAAAAGUUGUGGAAGAUGGUGGUUUUGCCGAAGAACCACAGCAGGGUUCUUUUGCACAUUUUAGCCAAUUUAAUGCAGUUAUCCCGUAUUGUUUUUCAUUUCUGACAGGUUGUGAUGUUUUUAGGCCUUUUAAAUGUUUUUGUGACUUUCUAGACAGCUGUUUUAUCUCUUCCCUAGGGUAUGGAAAUCAACACCGGGAGCAUGAAAGGGGGAAAUUAAUUAAUUAAUCUCUUAAAAUAAUUUUUAGAUUUGAACACGCAUGCUGUCUCCCUGGAAGGAAAAAAAAAACAUUAAAAGCUAAAUUAUUGCACACUUUAAAAGCAGUCAAGAAGGAUACAGUAUUUGCGGUAAAUUGCCUAAAACAUGCAGAGACGCUGUGUACAGAAGGGUUAAAAUGCUUGUCCCCUGUGUUUCCUGUAUUUUCCAUCAUAAAUUACGUUUCGGGGCUAGUCUGGGAAAAAAAAAGUCAUCCGUGCGAAAGGUAGAGGGAAGGUGGGUAGCUUCGAGGUAAUUUGUGUUCGCUUGCAGCUUUCAUUUGUUCCAAACCGUGCUACACAUCACUGUGAAUUUGGUGCUCUUUAAAACCUUUUAAUUUAAAUGCUUUUAUUUGAAUAAAGACUCGAUUCUGUUUAGACUUGGACAAUGUGACAGUGAUUUUGCACAAGGAGUUGCUUUAGUAGCAGUCUUUCGCAGGCAUUCGUUUAUACUGCAGUGCCUUUUUAAAACUUGUAAUGAGGUUCAAAUUUCACAAAUUUAGGCAGUAUAAGAUCUUUGCAUAGACAAAGUGAACAUUAUCAAUUUCAACCGAUCGUUGCAAUUAAUUAGUAGGUGUUGCUUUUCUUUUAUCUUGGCUUAAUGUAGACUUUGAGAACAGGAUGCAGCGUUUUGAGCAUACGGGUUAACAGCUCUGGAGGCGCUUAGUCGGCUUUAAGAGUUGAUGCUUAAUUUAACGGAUGCUGAAUAACGUUGCUCUUUCAAAUAUGAAGAAAUUGAUUUCACAAAUGCAUGAAUCUGCCUGCACUUCUUUACCCUGUCCUUUAAUUUCUGCUCUGCAUCCCAAUACUAAGUGGUGCAUGAUGUCACGACCUGCUUUUUAUAUUAUCCAGCCUUUACUUUCAGUUUCACAGGUGACCUCUGAAAUGUUGUACGAGUGUCGUGUUGGAGAUCUGUCAAUAAAAAUUCUGUAAAUAGC